UGUGAGAAAAAUAUUUCUCGUCUCUAGAGAGAAAUUUGUUCUCAGCAAUUGAUUGGAUAAUCAAAGUUCGUGACCUGUCGGAACUACUUUUUCAAGGUUAACAAGAAUUCUCGGCCUUCUUCGAUAAACAUCUUAGUAACGUGUAAACAAACUAUCGAGAACUCGUCGUCUGCAAUUUUCAUUAUAAGAAAGAAAUGUCGCUCAACGAAAACUUGACAAGGGGACAAAAAGUCAGACUUGUAGGGGGGCAAAUGGGAGUUAUAAAAGGUAAAACAGACAACUUUGGGUUUCCGUUGUGGGAAAUUCAGCUAGAAGGUGGUAAACUUGUAACUGAGGCCAGAUACAGGUUUGACAUUAUUUCUGAGCCUGACAGAACAGUCACACACCCAUUAGAACAUGACUCCCCACCACAUGUUCCUGAUGAACUCCUGUAUCUGUUUGAGCCAGAGUUGAAUGAAGUUGAUAAAACGCCAAAUGAAGCUCCUGUAAAUGUGUCAGCACCACCUCAAGCACCUACACAAAAGCCUAGUUCAAAAGCAUCAAAACCAAGACAGUUUGUUCCAGUUGAUGAAUCAACUGUAGAACAAUUUGUUAAAGAUCAGGAAAAUCAAGGCACUGCCAGAAAAAAUAUAAGUGAUAUGCGCACACUUACACAGUUCCUACAACAGAAAAAUGAAAAAAGAGAAAUUUAUAAAAUUCCACCUGAAGAAUUAAACAGUCUUUUAUGUCAGUACUUUUUCUCUGUGAGAAAAACUGAUGGAGAAGAGUAUGAGCCAUCCUCACUACGUGGAAUGAUGUGUUCAUUUGAUAGAAUACUGAGGAGCAAUGAUUAUGGCUAUGAAUUAAGUAAAAGUGUAGAAUUUGCUAAAACCAGAGAUGUUCUUACGGCAAAACAGAUAGCGUUAAAAAAAAUGGGUAAAGGAAAUGGUGAUAAAAGAGCUGAAACACUCACUGAUGAUGACAUUGAAGCAAUGUUUAAAACUGGGCAGCUGGGCUUGUCCAAUCCUACAACUCUAUUGCACACUCUCUGGUUUUUUAACACAAUAUAUUUUGGCCUACGUGGUGUAACUGAACAUUAUCAGAUGACAUGGGGGGAUGUCCAACUAUGUAAAGACUCUAAAAGUCAGGAAUACUUGCAAAUGAACGAGAGAAAUACUAAAACAAGAACUGGAGCAAAUCUGAAAAACACAAGAGAAAUUCCUCAAAGGGCCUGGGCCACAACUGAUCAAACAAAAUGUCCUGUAGCUGCAUACAAGCUUUACAAGUCAAAAAGACCUACAAAAUAUAGUAAGCCUGAAGAUCCCUUCUACAUUCAGGAGAACAACAACCCUGACAAGUCAGCCCUUUGGUUUAAGGCACAAAGAAUUGGUAUCAAUAAAUUAGGAAAAUUCAUGAAGAAAAUGGCUUUAAAUACAGGUAUUAUUAAAGAACACAAUCAAAAUGAUGAGAACCAACCUCUAGAUGACAAUACAAACAGGCGCCUAACCAACCAUUCAGCUAGAAGGUUUAUGCUUCAGAAGCUUGAUGAUGAGGGAAUUGAACAUAAUCAUAUCAAACAGAUAUCUGGACACAAAAACAUACAGAGUAUCACCACUUACUCAAAACUGAACCCUCAGAAACAUAAACAGAUAGCCCAAUGCAUCUUAGGUAACCAGGAUCAUGAGGCUGAAAAUGAACAACAAAUACAGUCUUCACAGACAACGAGGACGGUUACGAUGGGACGUCAAUGCAUCUUAGGUAACCAGGAUGAAAAUGAGCAACAAAUACAGUCUUCGCAGACAACGAGGACGGUUACGAUGGGACGUCAAGCAGUUCAUCAAACAGAGACACAACUCGUGGUUGGGCAAAGCCAAAGUCACGAUGCACCGCGUUCAGGAAUGAACUAUAUCUUUGGGGCACCUAUUUAUGGAGGGACAUUUAAUAUCAAUAUUAACAAUACAUCACCAUCAGUUCAGCCUCCUCAGAAGAAACGCCGAUUUGUUAUCGAGAGUGACAGUUCACAAGAUGAAUAAACUACUGUGGUCAGC
Mytilus trossulus (common blue mussel) is the source of this 2027-nucleotide messenger RNA. RefSeq lists its product as uncharacterized. Bases 195 to 2012 code for a protein of 605 amino acids. The transcript is spliced from 3 exons. Gene Ontology annotation, biological process: DNA integration; DNA recombination. Gene Ontology annotation, molecular function: DNA binding. The record is from RefSeq and is a predicted model, not a curated record. Lineage: Eukaryota; Metazoa; Mollusca; Bivalvia; Mytilida; Mytilidae.